This is a messenger RNA of Pyrenophora tritici-repentis Pt-1C-BFP, 336 nucleotides long. RefSeq lists its product as uncharacterized. The record is from RefSeq and is a predicted model, not a curated record. NCBI's taxonomy places the organism in Eukaryota, Fungi, Ascomycota, Dothideomycetes, Pleosporales, Pleosporaceae.
AUGGCAACUCAAGAGCAUGAAAUGCAGGUGGCUAGAGCGUCAGUUACCCUCCGAAAGCCAGAAGAUUGGUCGAAAUGGCUGUUCACGAGGAAGAUAUCCGCAGACCGGAAUGGUCUGUGGGAGUACGUUAACCCAGAUCUUUCGCCAGAGAGGCUGAAGAUGCUGGAAGACGAGAGACCUAAAGAGCUUGAAGUGGGGAGAUUUCGAAAUCCUCUUACAGAAGAGCAGAUCAACAUCCCAGACUUAACAGCGACAGAGCUCGCUACGUAUAACUCAUGGGCUAGACGAUUCGAUCGCGACGAGGCCAUGUGGCUCACGAAGGAGAAGGCUUUCUGA